This is a messenger RNA of Podospora anserina S mat+, 1302 nucleotides long. RefSeq lists its product as uncharacterized. Lineage: Eukaryota; Fungi; Ascomycota; Sordariomycetes; Sordariales; Podosporaceae. The record is from RefSeq and is a predicted model, not a curated record. The transcript is spliced from 4 exons. The coding region runs from base 1 to 1302 and encodes 433 amino acids.
AUGUCAUCGUCGGACGACGACGCAGAGGUCACCAUCACAGGGCAAAAGAUCGACCCCAUCCGCGCCGCAGAGAGUAACUCGAACGUAUUCAUCGCUGUCGUCUGCGUCGUUUGGAGUCUCGCGUUCUGCACGGCGCUCGUCCGGUUCUACACAAGGGCGAUCGUGGUGAGGUCGUUUGGGAAGGAUGAUAUCUUUAUGGUGUUGGCCGUGGUAGGAGGUCUCGCCGCCUGGAUAGUAGGCUGCCACAACGGCUACGGCCAACACACCGACACCAUCCCACGAGACAGGUGGAAGAUCCUACUCGAAGCUCAGUUCUUCCAAUCCGUCAUUGAAGCCUCCUUCGCUUUUGGCUUCCUCAAAAUCUCAAUCGCCCUCUCGCUGUUACGCCUCAGCAGGGGAAAGUGGUACAAAUGGAUACUCUGGGGCCUGAUCACGUUCACCGUCUUCUACACAUUGUUCGCCUUCAUCACUUUCAUGACGAGAUGUCAACCGGUUUCAGGGCAGUGGAAUCCGGACAUCAAGCCAAAGUGUUAUGGAAAGGUCAUGUAUAGGAAUUUCGGACUGUUCAACACGGCAUGCAACAUCUUUACCGACCUGUCAUUUGCCACGCUGCCGAUUCCACUCAUUUGGAGCCUGCAGCUGCAGAGGAGGCUCCGGAUUUAUUUGAUUGCUAUUCUGAGUGGCGGCUACUUUGGUAGCGCUGUUGGUCUGGGGAUAGCGAAAGGAAUCUACAUCAUCGCCUACGUCAACAACACCGACGGCACAUUCUAUCCCUACGCCCCCUUCUUCGGCUCUCUCCAACUGGACAUAGGCAUCAUCGCCGCCUGCGCCCCCACCCUCCGCCCCCUCCUCGGCCGCUUCCUCCGCCUCUCCCCCAUCGCCUACCGCGAAGCAAACUACUACCGCGCCGGCAAGGCUCUCGACCGAUUACCCCUCCACUCGCGCCACCCGGGACGAGACACGAGCAUCAACGGCAUUCGAGCCGCCUACCUCCGACAAAACACCGAGCUUGACCUCGAAGAACGACAGUUUAUUGAGCUCUUAACAGGGGAGAAGAGAGGGAAGUGGGGAAAUCAUGCCACAGCGUUGCACAUGGAGUACGUCCGCUCACCCCCGGUCAGAAGCACCAAGAUUACGAGUAGGGGGGAGACAGAGACGAUUGUUCAGGGCGGGGUUGGAGUGGCGGAUAAGGGACAGGGGAGUGAUGAUGAAAGGGAUUUGAUAUUGCCUGCAGGUUUGAGAGGCGACGAGGGGGGGUUGAGGGGGAUUGUGAAGACGACUGAGUUUAGGGUUGAGAAGUGA